CGGUAGUGCACUGGAGACCAGUCAUCGUUCGUUUAAUAAGAAAAAGGGCUUGUUGUUAGCCUACACUUCAGCUUCAGACUGGCAGGGUAUUGUUUUUAGAAACAAUGGAUCAGAAGAUUCCCUAUGAUGACUAUCAGCUCCCAGUGGUAUUCCUGCCUUCUUAUGAGAACCCACCAGCAUGGAUAGCCCCACAGGAGCGGGUUCUUCACCCUGACUACAACAAUGAGCUCACCCAGUUCCUGCCCCGUACCAUUGUAUUAAAGAAACCUCCAGGAGCACAGCUGGGCUUCAACAUCCGUGGGGGCAAGGCAUCACAGUUGGGAAUCUUUAUAUCCAAGGUGGUUCCAGACUCCGAUGCCCACAGAGCAGGGCUGCAAGAGGGAGACCAGGUUCUUUCUGUGAAUGAGGUUGAUUUCCAAGACAUAGAGCACUCAAGAGCUGUAGAGAUUCUGAAGACUGCCCGAGAGAUACUGAUGAGGGUUCGCUUCUUUCCUUACAACUAUCAACGGCAGAAGGAGAGGACUGUACAUUAGGUGGCAGCAAUGAGAGAGUUGGACAGCCGCGGCACUGCACGUCAUUUCCCUUCCUCCUACAGACUCUGGCUUCCUGUCUGUCUCAGCUUCAAGAUAACUGACGUAUGACAACUGACGUAUGACUCAGCAUCAUUCAAAGUUCUCCAUGUAAGAACAAUAUACUCUGUUAAAUAUUGGUUUCCUCUCUCACCCAGAUAUCUGAGGGCUCCCUUAUCUACUCUGAUACAUGGUUUCUACUACAACAGGAUGUAUUCACAGGGAGUGAAGGGAGUUACCGUAUAAGCAUAAACUCAAUAUACAUACAUACAUACAUAUUUCACAUUAUAAAUUAUGGAACUGAUACCUAUUUUUCUAUUCAAGCAUAGCAUUUAUAGACCCUGCAUAUUUUAAUAACGCAUUGCCUUUAUUCAUUUUUCUUUAAGUCCUAUAAUAAGAUGUUUCUACUGUUCUAGACAUAUUUUGAUCAAAUACAGAGUAGCGCUUAUGUGUACUCUACACAUUUGCCUUGAUGACACUGAUACAAAGUAGAGACACACAUACACUCAGUUGUUUGUAGGGGUGGAACGGUACACAGAGGUCACGGUUUGGUUCAGACAUCACGGUUCGGUACGAGUUCGGUACAAUGGAGGGAAAAGCAAAAAUACAGAAGGCAAUUUUUUUUUUGUGUGUGCAUGUUUCAGGCUGUACCACCUAGUGUCAUACAGUCUCUACCCUGUGCUAGCUGCAACAGCCUGAAGUGUGUAAAGUAAGAUGCUAACAAUAAGUACCCCACAUCAUCUCCAGACUCCAUCUGUAACUGUAAAGACAAUUGGCUAUAAAACAAAAAUACAGCAUCUCUGUUUUCUGCAAAGACGAACUAAAUUACCUGAUUAAUGCAACGUUGUCACAACGUCUCCCAGCCAUUUUUCACCACAGAAAGCUGCUCCUUGCCUGGCUAAAGCUAAUAUAGUUACCCUUAAGAAACAAGGCGUCUGUCCCAACUAACGUUACGGUUCGGAGCCGCGACACUGGAAAGGUAAUACUAAUCUACAACAGCAGUCUGUGUAUAAAAUAACGUAAUUUACACUGAUUUAAGUGUUCUUGGAUACACAGUUUGGUGCUUGUUCUCUGGGUGAUGGCGUCGGAUAUGCGUUAGCAUGUUAGAUGUAGUUCCACUCACAUACCCAACAACUAGUGAACAGCGCUGACUCACAGUUCUCGUCUUAUCCACCACUCUCCCCCCUGUAGCCUACUACUGGAACUGACUGGGAAAACAAAGUUUUCCCAAACUUGUGAUCUUAAAGAGGCCCGCGGUUCCUCUAACUCUUGUGGGUCGCCACCAGUGUUGCCACAGUUACUUUGAAAAAGUAACUUAGUUACUUUAGGCAAGGCAAGGCAAGGCAGCUUUAUUU
Messenger RNA from Perca flavescens (yellow perch), 1924 nucleotides. RefSeq names its product PDZ domain containing 11 (gene pdzd11). The record is from RefSeq and is a predicted model, not a curated record. Bases 105 to 533 code for a protein of 142 amino acids. Gene Ontology annotation, molecular function: protein binding. NCBI's taxonomy places the organism in Eukaryota, Metazoa, Chordata, Actinopteri, Perciformes, Percidae. The transcript is spliced from 6 exons.